Misgurnus anguillicaudatus (oriental weatherfish) is the source of this 6810-nucleotide messenger RNA. RefSeq names its product dual specificity phosphatase 3a (gene dusp3a). Lineage: Eukaryota; Metazoa; Chordata; Actinopteri; Cypriniformes; Cobitidae. Gene Ontology annotation, molecular function: protein tyrosine/serine/threonine phosphatase activity; MAP kinase phosphatase activity. Gene Ontology annotation, biological process: negative regulation of MAPK cascade; protein dephosphorylation. The record is from RefSeq and is a predicted model, not a curated record. Gene Ontology annotation, cellular component: cytoplasm.
UAUGCGCGCAGUUUUACGCACGUCAAGAAUCGAAAUGAGAAAGGAUUCAACGAGCGUGUGUCGUCCCCUUUAACGCGCUCUCGUUCACUUGUGUAUCAAUCUGUGCGCUGUUGCCAACUCGGGCGCUUCGUGUCGCCAUCCUCCGCCAGUUCCGUUACGAGCUUAUCAUCACCGGAGCAUCAGACCAGACUGCCGUCGGGCGACUCCGGGCGUGUCCGUCUGCCGUGAGCGAACAAGCGCGUGCGUGAGUGUCAAGAAAGCGCGCGAAUAAAACCGUUAGGGAACGGAAAUAAAAUGCUUGGAAAUCGAAAAGCGUCGCAGCUUUAUCGCUAGAUAUAGUUGUUUAUCGGACAAAAGCAUGAAGAAGCAUCACAGCCCCGCAAAGGGACCGCCGGAAGUCGCCGUACCAGACAGCGAGGCGACCAUAGUACAACUCAACAAGCUGUUGUCCAACGGUAGCGGUUUCUACAGCCUGCCAUCACAUCACUUCAACGAGGUGUUUCCCAGGAUUUACAUCGGCAAUGCGUUUGUGGCCCAGAAUGUAAUGCGCCUGCAGCGGUUGGGUGUGACACACAUACUAAACGUCGCAGAGGGAAACUCUUUUAUGCACGUCAACACCAAUGCAGAGUUUUAUGCGGGAACUGGAAUCACAUACCACGGCAUACAGGCCAAUGACACGGAGCAAUUCAACAUCAGCGCGUUCUUCGAGGAAGCAGCAGACUUCAUUGAUAAGGCUCUGGCACAUGGAAAAGGAAAGGUGUACGUUCACUGCCGCGAAGGAUACAGCCGGUCCCCCACUAUCGUACUCGCUUACCUCAUGCUCCGUCACAAGAUGGACGUACGAGUUGCCACGGCUACAGUUAGGCACAAGAGAGAGAUUGGCCCUAAUGAUGGAUUCCUACGCCAGCUAUGCCAACUCAAUGAAAAGCUGGCACAGGAGGGCAAGUUGAAGACUAAAUGAAGGGAAUUUGUGUUUUCUAGAUGUACACAUGCAGUCGCACAUGGUCUAAAAAGUGUGCAGCCGUCUAAGUAUAUUAACGGAAUGUAUGCAUACAUUUGAUUUGAUCAAACAGAGCAUAUGCAUGGAGGUAUACAGUGAUUUCAAACACACACUCCUACAGACACGUAUAGUUCACACACACAAAGUGUUGUUAGUUUCCAAAAUAAUUACUCCUGCCUACAGCUGGCUGGUAAAUGGGAAAUCUACUGGUGUAUCUAGAUUAUUAAGACUGUAGAAGGAACAAGGGCAGUGUUUUUUUAUGACAUCACAAUUCUCAUUUCCCAUAUUAGUGGCGAUCUCUCAUCAGGACCACAUUGAAGCCUAAAGCAUUCCAGUAUAGCCAACUGUUUGUAUAUCACACAAAUUCAACUUUUGGAGCAAAACAGCCCAGCAGUCACUGGUAAAGAUUGUAGAGUAGAGCACAAUCACUCUGCAGGCCAUUCCUAUUUGUAUGUAGAAGAAAAUGAUAUUUAGGUAAAAAGCAUGAAAAUGUACCUUUUACAACCCAUUUACAGAAACUUACAGCCAGAUUUGUGAUGGCUUAAAGCAUUUUAAAUCAGGAGUUAAAACAACCAUUGACUCGCCAAAUGACAUUCCACGUUGUACCAAGAAGUAGCAUACAAUCAACAAGAUAUAAUUACAAGAAGCCAUUAACAUGAUUCAACGAACACGGUUCAAUGCACUGACAAUGCAUCAGCCCAUUAGAUCUGUUUUCUCUGGAAUCACUUGCCACUUAUUCACUGCCAGUCUCAUGCCGCACAUUACAUCCACCGUGAGAUUAUAUUAGCCAGCCUUGACCAGAGAGACAUGUACAGUACAGCAGAUAAAAAGCCACUGCUACAGUACAGUAUGUCACCUGUCUAAUGAUGUGCCCUUAUGCAAGGUUUGCGAUCUACAGUCUUAGUGCCCCAGCUCAGAGGUCACAUGGUUCAGUGCAAAAUUGAUGUUUGUCUAUUUGAAGUUGGUGUAAAUUGGCAUGUUGAAGAAUUAGAAAAGGUUUAGCGCAUUACCAGGACUUAGCAUGUCAUUUAAAACCACAUUGAAUUUCCUGAUGUUGAUGCUGUGCUUAAAGUCUAUAUUUAGUGGACACUUAAGCCCGGACUAUAAUCAGUUUUUUACGGGUACAGGUACGCGAACGUAUGUGCACGGUCGAAUGCACAGCCUUGCAAAGUAUAGUUUAUUUGAAACGUACUUGUUCACAGGCGUUCGACGACUGCACAUUGCGACAAAAUGCAAUGCAUACUCCUGGGCAACAUACUACAUUCUCCUCUUGGCGCACGCACGAUUUUACCCGAAAAAAUGUUGUGGUUGAGAAUAGUCAAUUUUUUACGUACAAGCGAGAGUCUGGGUAAAGUGCACGUGAAGCAAUUUUCGUCAUCAGAAGAUUGCUCUCAUAAAGUACGUGCAACGCUGGAUUUUUGACACAUACAUUAUACUCAUUCUGCGCAUGCACCUACAGUAGAAUGUAGUUUGUAGCUCAAAAUAAGUAUUACAUUUUGUCACAAUCCGCAUGCAUCAAAUGUCUGUGUACAUGUACAUGUCAAUUCAAUUGAAUUCAAUUUUAUAGACCCCUUCAUGGUUCACGUCACAGGCGGUUCCCACUGCGCAUGUCGGGGUCAGAAAAGUCAUUACAGCAGAUUGAGUUACGUAUUAUUUGGUAUCGUAAAAAAUGCCUACUUACGUCGUGGGCUGUGAAAAUCGCACCAGGUCUUCCGUUAAGUUUUCGCGAUUCAUGCAGAAUCUCAAAAACAAAAAAAUACAACAUCUGUGGCUGCAAGCAAUUAACGUGCAGACUGGGACAAUGCAAAUUUCAAAGAGGCUUGUGUUUGUAGUGCUCACUUCAUUUAAGGUAAGUCAUCUUUUUUUAGCCCUGUUAGAUUAAAUUAUAAAGCCUCGAUUGUAUAAACAGUUUGACCCCAUGCUGCGCGCGCACCCGAUAGUCAUUCAAUGUUUACAAACCUUGAAGGGGUCUAUUUAUAUAGCGCUUUGCACAAUUGUUUAAUUGUUUCGAAGCUGCUUCACAUUAAUAGCUGCAGGAGAAAACACAGAAAAAUCGUAAACAUAAGCAGCAAAAUACAGCGGUUAAGAUUAAUCGUACUAGCGAGCGCAGUAAUAAUGUAACGUAUAGAAGAGGGUGCUAAGUUAAGCCAAUGUCAGCUGAACGCCUAGGAGUUGAAAAAUAACUCUAGGCUAUCCCUCCAGAAAAACGCGAUUAUGCAAUCGCAUGAUUCGAUGCAUAAUCAGCCAAAGUCUGCAUAUUUAUGCGGGGGCCGCAUUUUUUAACUACGCCGCAUAAAUUGCAGAUUUCUGCUCGCAAAAUAUGCGGGGCUUGCAUGAUUUCAUAAUCCCCGCAUUUUCAUAGCAAAAAGUCAUAUAUAUCUUACCAGAAAGUUGAGAAAUGUUGCAUUUACUUCACCAUGCGCAGCCAUGUCUCCUGUUGUCAUGGGAAUGUUUGGAAGUGAUGUAAUUACGCGAUGUAAACAUCAAUGAAAAGCUGCAAACAGUUCACACAGUUUUUGCAAGUUCUCGCAAUUUUGGCAAGUUCCCGCAAUUUCAUUGCAUAAAAUUGCAUAAAUAUCCCGCAUAUUCUAUCGCAUGCCGCAAGAUCAAGGAUUUUUGCCCGCAACACUCACCAAAAAACUCUGCGUUGUUCUGGAAGGGCUGCCUAGGAGAAAAACCCUCCUGGCUUUUUUAGUAAGGAGGAAAAAUCCUAGGAGGGAAAAAGAAACCUUGAGGAAGAGCCAGACAUAGCUGAUUCUAUAGAGGAUAUACUAUAUAUUAGAUACUAUUUUAUACAAUUUUAUGGGAAGUAAAACAUUUAAAAUUAUAUUUAUAUAUGAAGAGUUUCGUUGCAAAACGAGAUAAAUCCAUUAUUUAACAUUUUUGUCAAAACAUGUUUAUUAUUAUGUUAUCAUGUUAUUAUUUUGUUUUAUGGUGCUACUUAGCUGUAUUUUUUAAGUUAUGAAGGUUUAAAUCAAAACAAACCAACUGCAGUUGCAUUGAAAUUAAUUGGAAUGCACAACCAAAAAACGAGAUUUCUGAACAAUUAAAAAAAACGGUGGUUAUCUCGUUUUGCAACGAAACUCUUCAUAUAUACACACGGAUAAGUAGAUGGUCGAUAUCGGCUGGGCAUUACGUUGAAGGAUGGCCAGUAGAUCAAUGGUGUGAUGACCUUCACGUCAGCAGGAACUGGUCCUGUUUGUCUCAUUGUCCUCGGGAUCAAGGACGAGACAGGGAGUCAAAUGAACUAUACUUUGCAAGGCUGUGCGUUCGAGCGUGCAUGUGCAAACAGACUAUACAAUGGGCUUUACAGUACAUGAGACUGUAAUUGUAAUGAAUUUUGGUGCACUGUUGAUUUUUUCAGUUUUUAAUGGGGUCAUAUCAUACUUUGUUGCACUUAUGUAAGUCUAGAAUUUAGGCAGAAAACUAUUUUGCACCACCUUUUUGCUCCUUAAAAUUAUAGGAGUCAUUUUUUGCUGCUGUGCCUUUAAGACUUAUGUGGCAUUUACACCAACACCCAGAAGAUGCGGCAAAAACGUGCUUUUUGCGCAUAGUUGGACGCUUGAACAUUUUGAGUUUACUCGCUUUAUUCGCACGUGAAAUUCUAGUCAUUUGAGACAUUCAUGCGGAAAUCCGCGUCAUGGGAGGGGCUAAUCACGUGACUACUAGAGCAAGUUCCUUAUUGGUUGACGCGGCACGUUUAUCCGGCAAAGAUCAGAUUUUUCAACUCGCGCGUUUCUCGCGCCAAUGCUCAAUUCUUACCAUGUAAAUCACUCUCGCUUGCCGCCUUUACCGCUGUUGGUGUGAACACCACAUUAUAGGUGCAAUAGGUGCAGCGGACAAAUAGAUGUGAUUAAUUUUAAAAUAAAAACUAGAUUUUUUGUAUGAUAUGACCCCUUUAAAGGAAGAACAGCAUCACCACAUUUGGAAUAAGUGUAUCUAAGUUAUCAAAUAUAUUUGAUCUUUUAAAAGGGGGCCCUUGGGGCUCCGAGCAUUUAUUAUUGAUUAAUCAUUUUCCAACAUCAUAAAGUAAUAUAGUACAACUCUUAGACUAGAUUAUAACACAGAACAUUACUUAUGCCUCUUUUUAUAUUUAUAUAUUCCAGAUAUAUACUUGUAUAUACGUAUUUAGAUGUUGACAUAUAUGAAUGUAUAUGAACCGUCCAUAAUUUGUGUAUACAGCAUCUGUCAGUAAAAAUGUCAGCUAUAUUGUAGUCAACAUUUAAUUUAUUUUAAAGCGUCAUGAAGGCAUUUACCUAGAUGCUAGUUUUGUUUCAUACACCCAAUUGUUUUCUACAAGCUUUCUUAUUUUUAUAAACAUUUUUACAGUUUUUUUUACUGUGAUGGAGAGUGGCAUCAUUUGCUAUUUUUUAUAAUUUGCAUUGUAUUAGAGGAUCAAAGUUUGUUUUAAUAGCUAACAUUGGUUUAAGCUACGUGUCCAGUUAAAUCCACAAUAACUUUAUCUGUUACAUAUAUAUAUAUAUAUAUAUAGUAUAAAUUAUAUCCGACUAUAAACAUUCCUUUAUUAUAAUCUGGAGACUUAGGCUUUACACAACCUAACUAACUGUAGCUAUGAAAACCUGUGUGCCGUCACAAAACAACUGAACCAAUGAAGAUGGCCUGUGCCAAGCAAACUAUGGGAAUUUAUCAGUCAUUAUGAGAUGUCUGAACUGAAAUCUGCCUGUGCUUUGAGUCUGUAGCUGCAACUUUUAACCUCAAAAAGCGACAAUUUCACACGAGCAGAUUUGGAAGAAUAUUAUAUCAAGAUGCUUUUGCUAGCCCUAUACUGGCUUCAAAUGAACACACCCUGAAAAUGGAUUCGUGGAAGGAGAAACACUGCCAUCUGCUGUCGAAAACCAUGUGUGGUUUGCACAAACUGUCCUGCUAUGUAUUGCCUUUUAUUUGUAUGUAUCAGAUUGUACGUUACACAUAGAUGUUAUAAACAACAAUGUAAUCUUACAGGGACAAUUUAAUGAAAAUGGUUGUACUACUAUAUGGCUUAAUGAUGUCAAUAGUAUACAGUAUACAUUACAAUGAAUCACAAUGCUGCUUGGUCAUUUUGUAUUUAUGUCUCAUUAUCAAGAUGUGAUCAUUUUAAACUUUUUAAAAGUUUUAAUUCGAUAAUAAUAAUACAGAUGUUAAGAAAACGCUACCUAAGGCUGUAAAUGUAAAUGCAAACUGUCUAAGGUAUAAUGCUAAAUUGUGCUUGAAGUAGGCUUUGCUUAAACGCUCAUAAAGCGCUCAUACUGUAUAAGAAAUGUAUUUAUUACACACACAUAUACAAGCACAUAGUUGCAAUCAUAUGUACACACACACAUACUGCUGACUACAUGUAACUCUAUAUCGUCUGUGUGCUGUCUCUUCCUCCUGUAUGAUUUGUGUUGUUAUACUGUAAUGUGAUAUUGUAAACGAUUGACCGUUUGUUUGCUGUAAAGGACAUGGAAACUUCAGCGCUAACAAAUUUGGCAGGAGGGUUUGGCACAAAUGUUCACACUCUCAAAUUAUCUGUUAACAUUUUGUUGAUUGAAUGAUUGAUGACGUUAUGGAAUUGAUUUAUUCGGAUUUGAUCAGGAAGGGAAUAGGGAAUAGAGGUAAAAUGAACAAAUUCACAGAACACAGGCUGUCUAAACACCACACCUUAAAGCCUUAUCCUGCAGAUGGAUUGUAUAUUUUUGAUUCAUGACGCAAAGCAAGGUGAACAGCAUCUGAAGAGACUUUGUUGAAGUGCACUUGAUUAAAUUAGUUAUUUUUCUUACAUUGGAAAACUGCUUUUCCUUUUAUGAUGUAAAAAUAAAUGUCUAAAAUUAAAA